This is a messenger RNA of Gorilla gorilla gorilla (western lowland gorilla), 4267 nucleotides long. It is a transcript of the gene LRCOL1, whose product is annotated as leucine rich colipase like 1. Gene Ontology annotation, biological process: lipid catabolic process; digestion. The record is from RefSeq and is a predicted model, not a curated record. The transcript has 10 exons. Gene Ontology annotation, molecular function: enzyme activator activity. Gene Ontology annotation, cellular component: extracellular region. Lineage: Eukaryota; Metazoa; Chordata; Mammalia; Primates; Hominidae. Bases 264 to 743 code for a protein of 159 amino acids.
UGGGACUGGCCCCUGUCCAGACGCCUACACUGAGCCUCUCAUGUGGGGAGAUGAGCGUCUUUCUCCUGGGACCGAAGGAGUGAACAAGACGGAGAAGGAAGAGGCGGGGCUGCGACUGUGCCCAGCGUGCUGCCGGGCUGCCGGGUCCCUGCUCUGGGUACUUCUCUGCUUUCGGGCGUCUCGUCUAGAAGCUGCAGCUUGGCCUGUCUUACCUCUACACAGAGGGGCUGCUGGGGCCUGACGGAAAAAGGUCCACACACCCGAUGGCCGGCCCGGGGUGGACGCUGCUGCUACUGCUGCUGCUGCUGCUGCUGCUGGGGUCCAUGGCAGGGUAUGGGCCGCAGAAGAAGUUGAACCUGUCCCAUAAGGGCAUCGGGGAGCCAUGCGGGAGACACGAGGAGUGCCAGAGCAACUGCUGUACCAUCAACAGCCUGGCCCCACACACGCUCUGCACGCCUAAGACCAUCUUCCUGCAGUGCCUGCCCUGGAGGAAGCCCAAUGGGUACAGAUGCUCGCACGACUCAGAGUGCCAGAGCAGCUGCUGCGUCCGCAACAACAGCCCGCAGGAGUUGUGCACGCCCCAAAGCGUCUUCCUGCAGUGUGUGCCCUGGCGCAAGCCCAACGGCGACUUCUGCAGCAGCCAUCAGGAGUGUCACAGCCAGUGCUGCCUCCAGCUGAGGGAGUACAGCCCCUUCCGCUGCAUUCCCCGGACCGGGAUCCUGGCCCAGUGCCUGCCCCUGUGAUGUGAGCUCGAACCUGGGCGCGAGGGACCGGCCUGGGCCCUGGGAUGUUCACGCAGGACCGCGUUGCGCGGGGGCUGGUUCCAGCGGAAGCUUCCCUUACGGUUUGUGCUGCUGUUUCUGGGGCUCGGAAAAUCUGUGGGAACUGAAAGGCUGUGACCAGCCUGGUGGCGCGAAGUGUCUGUGAGAACAAAUCCCAGGCACUGGGGUGUAGCCUGAUCGUUAAACAUCAGUAAAGGCUCCCGGCCGACUGAGCGGCCGUGUCUCACCCCUUCUGUGUUUUGAAUAAUAAACGCAUAAAAUCUGAAGGAAACCUGGAGGUCACAGAGAGGUGGCGUCUGCUGGGUCCGUGCCGGAGCGGCCUUCUGGGAAGCCUGGGGAGGCACAGGCCAUGCUGUGGGAGGCGAGGCCAAGGCCAGAGUAUCGGGUUUGCUGUCACCUCCCCCCACUGCAGGGGCGUCAAAUAAAGGGGUGCAAGCCCGUGUGGUCACCGCAGGUAAAAAUCGCUCCCUCCCUGUCCCUGGCACGGGCAGUCCUCAGCACAUAGGCACCCGCGUCCGGGACGCAAGCCCAGGCCCCUUCCCCUUCCCCAGGCCCUGGCUGAGCUUCCAUGGUCACCUCCCCUCCCCUCGGGGGAUCCCUGGUUCAGGCCGAGGACUCUUCUGGCCGCUGACUCCCCAGGGCAGCCCUGGGCUCUGCGCGGCUGGGGGCGGGUCUCUCUGCCUCGUUUGGUUUCUGCUUCCAUCUGCCUGACGUUCCCGGAAAUGCCUCCAUCCCCGGCCCACCCCAUCCCUGCCGUUUUCAGCCUGGGCUGCUGUGUAUUUGUUUUUGUCUUGUUCCCGAGUCCUUCCCUGGCACGUGGGUCUUCCUUUCCUAACUAAUUAUAAACAAUUUCCAUCUCUGUGACUGCCGGACCAUCUGAGGCUCCCCCAGGAGAGACCUGCAGGGGCAGGAACACCUGGCCGCGGUCAACUCUGCACAGCCUGAAGUUACAUAGUUUUGGCGACUUCCUUAGGAAAAGGCAUAUGACAUUAUGAACACAGCGUUAGGCCUAAAACUGAACAUACUUACGGUGAAAGACCCAGCACACCAUGAGUGUAGGAAGCUUACACAGGCGGCGUCACACACAGAAUCGGAGGCUCACACAGGCGGCGUCACACACAGAAUCGGAGGCUCACACAGGCAGCGUCACACACAGAAUCGCACGGCACGUUUUUUACCCUAAAGUUCCUGACUGCACAGCCUUGGAUCACGUUUACAAAAUGGCAAUUUGGUAACGUUUUCUAUGGGAGAAUGGAAAAUCAACUUAGUCUUCCCACGGAUGGGGCUGAGCGAUGUUUUCUGUGGAUGCGAGUUGCUCAGGUGUGAACCUCCCUGGGCGUGUGUGGGUGACAGACACAGCCGCCAGCACGCGAUUCCCAUAAGAAGUCAAAACAAACCUCCAUCCUGAUUAGAAGCUGCUGAGAACUGAAUUUUCCAUGCACACCUCUACCUGUCUGAAGCCGUCCCACACCCCAGUGUCUAGAUCCGGAAUCUUCAAACAGGAUUGCCCAGUGCCAGCAGGACACGUCGGAGACACCAUCAGCCUCCUGCCUUCAUGUUGAUGUCAGGUAGCUCCCAGCUGCUUGGCGCUCUUCCUCCCGCAGAGAUACCGGAAGCGCACGGGGGCCGUGCCGAGCAGGGACAGGUCUUGACCCAAUACAGUGAAAAGAUCUUAUUUUCCCAAACUUCACAGAAACAUCAACCGUGUGUUUGUCAGAGUCAGUUGGCGGCAGACGCCGCACCAACAUGGGGACGGGGGCGUCUACGGUGAGGGGGUGUGCACUGGUUCCAGGAGGAGCAAAGUGAGCCCAGCAGGCAGCCCCCAGGGUGGAUGCAGAAUGGGUUACCUGCCUGGCGCUCGGGAGACGGUGGGGCCACAGCCACUGAUUUGGAGAAGCUCUCUGGGUUGAGGCCGGGGGCCCACAGCGGGGCCAGCAGCACUGUGCGCUAGAGGGAAGCACCUCUGGGUCUAUGCGGCCAGGGGAGCCACUGAACCGGGAAGCCCCCGCUGCACCCACCCAUGGCAGAGGGGCUGCCGGUGGGCAGUUCCAGAACCAUCUAUCAGUGUGAGGCUGCCGGCCCCAGGAAACCGAUGAUCCCCCCCAUCUGUCCAAACCCCUCGAAUCGUGUUUGUUGUCAUGUUGGGUCAACUUCACUAUGAAUUUGGAAGUCUAAGAAAAUUACAAAACGAAACAACAUCAUGAAAGGGCGUCAGACGCCACCGCUUCUGAGUGCGCCUGUCCGUUCCUUCCACACGGACGCCCUCUCCCGGCCUCUGCCUGGCUGUUCCCUCCGCAUGGGCCCCCUCUCCCGGCCGCUGCCUGGCCAGAGUGUGGCCAGGGUCCGCCCCUGCUCCCCGGGGACACGGCCUUGCUGUGGACUGAUCGUGUCCUCGCAUUCAUGGGUUCAGGCCCUGAGCCCCAGCGUGACGGGACUGGAGUGGGGUUCUGGGAGGUGACUGAGGUUUUGAUGAGGCCGUGAGGGGCCUUAUGAGAAGGGAAUUCACGCCCUUGUAAUAAGAGGCUCCAGGUGACCGCGGUGGUAAACAGUCACGCACUGUGAGAAAAAAGAGACAACAGAGCCGAGCGUGCCAGCUCCCCCUGCCCUGCCAUGCCCACCUGCUGGGGGAGGACGCCCUGGGAAGGCAGCUGCCUGCAACCCAGAGGGGGGCCCUCAUGGAGCUUGUCCUGCUGGCACCCAGAUCUCAAUGUCAUUAUUUUAGCUGCUGGGUCUGUAGUGUCCCGCACGGCAGUCCAAGAAGGCUGAGACAAUCCUUGCAGCGAAAUCCUGAGAAACCGUUGCUUCCACCCUAACAGUGAGAACAAGCCAGAUAUGCCGCAACGUGAUCGUUGUUAUUUUGACCACUCGUCCUCAAGUUGUAACAAAAUGAUAAUUUUUAAAAGACAGAACAGAAGAGGUAAACAUAACCCAUCAAACUUGAAAGCAUCUGGAAGAAGUGUGGCUCCCAGCACUUCGGGAGGCUGAGUGGUUGCUUCAGGGUUCCCAGUAAACAUCUUUAACUCUCACGGUGAACCUUUGAGUGGGGCUGCACCUCCACCACGGCAGAUGCUCCGCAGCGCAUGUCACCCACCCUGUCCCCGCCGGGGCCAUCGCCGCAGGGCAGUUCCCUGGUGACUGCACUCCGCGCCGGUGCCAUUGAUGUUCAAAGCAGACUCUUCAUAGCUGCUCAGGUGUCCACAAACAAUCGACAGAUAAACCCAGCGUGGCCCUCCACACCAGGGAACAGGAUUCCACCAGGAAAAGAAUGAGGCCCGCACGGCUGCAGGGGGUGAGCCUGGAGAAUGGCGAUGGGGGACAGAAGCCAGACACACAGCCCCGACUGUGGAGAGCGUUUGGAACCAGACGGGAGUGAGGGUCACUCAACAUCGCAAAUGGACUAAAUGCUACCGAAUUGUACGCUUUAAAACGGUUCAUUUUAUGUGAUGUGAAUUUCAGCUCAAUAAAGAAAAAAGAUUUAAAAUGUG